UGAUGAUGUGUUGCACGGUUCUUCCGGUGAGUGGAACAGAGAAGAUAAUUUUUCUAUCCGCAGUGAAGACGAAGCCAGUUUUUCCUCCAGCGCCCCUUCGUCGUCGUCGACUAGUAUGAACCAGGAUUAUUCCGUCAGAACAGCGGUAUUAGCCACGGAUCCUCACCUUUUGACCAUUCCCGAGGUGAAGCGA
Amoebophrya sp. A120 is the source of this 193-nucleotide messenger RNA. The record is from the annotation of a GenBank genome assembly. Lineage: Eukaryota; Dinophyceae; Syndiniales; Amoebophryaceae.